GACUUCUCAUCGGUCCGCGGCCAAUCCAGAGACUCCGUCUGAGGAACGCUCCAAACCGAGGGGCGCUCUGUGCGGCCGGGGGUCUAAUAAAACACACAAAUGGAGGUGCCUGUGAAGGUUUGGGCUCUGUUGGUCCUGUUGAGUGUGUGUUUAAAGACUGUUCUUUGCUUCAGCAAUGGGAAAGUAGAACAAGCUUGUGAUGACAUGACACCAGAGCACGGUCAUCAAUCCAGUCCUCACCCUCCACCAUACAGUAUCACUGUGGAUAAGUCCAAAUUCAGCCCCCUGGAGCAAAUUAAAGUAACAUUAUCAGCAGUGCCUUCAGAGAACAAAGCACACUUCAAAGGCUUCCUCAUAGAAGCACGAAAUGCAAGCAAUCCCAAUGCUGGACCUGUUGGAUGUUUUACUCUCCUUGAUCCUGAAAUCUCACAACUUCUCCGUUGUAAUGACAGAGAGGGAGCUGCAGUGAGUCACACUAGUGAAGUCUCUAAGACAGAAGUGCAGGUUAUCUGGACUGCACCCCAGGACCCUCCAUCUAGUGUCCAGUUUCAGGUGACUGUGGUUCAGAAAUACAAGCUUUACUGGGUCCGAAUUCAAGGGCCUGUAGUGUCUCUGAAUGAUGCACCUCCUCUUCCACCAUUACCUACUGCUGGACAGUCAGUAGCUAAGACAACCACGGCUGCAAGUAUUCUGUCUGACGCUUUCACCUCUGAUGACUGUGGAAUUAAGAAGUCUUGCCUGAGGGAGCCAGCAGGCUGUGACCCAUGGAAAGAUGCCCUCUGUUACUUCCUCUCAUUCAGAACAGAGGACGCGAGCGUGGUCUUUGAGCUCAGCGGGCCAGCGCCGGGAUACAUCUCUUUUGCUUUAUCCACAGAUAAAUGGAUGGGGGAAGAUGAUGUGUACCUGUGCAUUAAAGAAGAUGACCGUGUUGACAUCAGCGCUGCUUACGUUCAGGGGAGGACACAUCCAGUUAUUGCUUCAGAGAAUGUUUUGAGAGACACAGCGUGGAGGCUGGCAGAUGGGGUCAUCCAGUGCAGAUUCCGCAGAAAUAUACGCAUCCCAGCCACAUAUCAAAACAGAUCAGACCUGGGUGAAGCGCACUACUUGUUCAUGGCUCAUGGUCGAGCAGAGGGCGGGAGGACUCAUAGACAUGACCGACAACCUCUCAUUUCAACAAAUCCAGUACUUAUUACUGGACUUCCGGAGGAUCUGACUGGUUCUCGCUCUCACUUGCUCAUCAAAUUCCAUGCUGUUUUUAUGCUCAUUGCUUGGAUGACAACCGUCAGCACUGGAGUGAUUAUUGCCAGAUAUUUCAAACCUGACUGGGCUGAAACAACUUUGUGUGGACAGAGAGUCUGGUUCCAGUUUCAUCGAGCUCUAAUGCUUGUCACAGUCCUUCUGACAUGCAUUGGCUUCAUUUUGCCUUUCGUGUACAGGGGAGGCUGGAGCAAGCGUGCAGGCUCACACCCUUACCUGGGCUGCACUGUCAUGGCUCUGGCUCUUAUCCAGCCUAUCAUGGCUCUGUUUAGACCUGCUCCGGACACGUCCAGAAGAUACGUUUUCAACUGGCUCCAUUUGGGAACAGGCAUGAUAGCUCAGGUUAUCGCAGUUGUGGCCAUCUGCUUGGGGAUCCAUCAGCAGGCCCUGCUGCUCCCUGCCCCCUGGUCCACAGGGGUCCUGGCUGGCUAUGUGGUCUGGUUUGUGUUGGCAGACUUGGUUCUGGAGGUGCACAGGAGGGGCCUUUUCUCCAUCGGUCAGUUUGUCAAAAGUUUUGAAAUCCACACAGAAAAUAUACAAACUGAAGACAGAGAGGAGAUUCUUUUUGUUCCGUCCGAGAAUGAGAGCUACAUUAAGGGGCAUUGUUUUAAAAAGAUUGUUUUGGCAGUUUAUCUGUGUGGAAACCUUGGAUUUCUAAUUAUUCUUCUGGCCACAAUCGGUGCGGUAUGACUUACAUAGAUGAUGAACCAUGUGCCUGAUUGGUAUGUGCUGUUUCAUUAGAAGCAACUGUCCAAGCAGAAGCUGACAAGACCUUAUUUAAGGUUUGCACUUACCCUUCAUGGGCAAGUUGUUUAGCAAAAUAAAUAAUUCAAGCAGAAUGUUCCAAGCAGGGCACUUUUCCAAAAGUUUGACACAUGCAAAAACUGCUAGAGCACAGAUUGCCACAUUCUGAAGUUCUGUUUUAAAAUAUUUAAAUUAGGAUUUAGAAUCAGAAUUGUGAAUGUUUUUGCUUGAUUAAUUACUUUAUCACCAAAGUACCUUUUCAACUGACAGAAUUAUGCAACAGUAUGCACAGUUUUAAGAACUGGUUAUGGUGCUCUUAUGCAUUAUAAUAUGCAUAGAUUAUACUCUCCUGUAGCACACAAAGAAAAGCUCAGCAAUUUUCCUGCUAAUCGUGAUUUUUUUACACCUCUUUCUAUGUUUCUAUGGUGUCUAUCUACAAAAUCAUCUUUUUGAUGUGUAAUAUAUGUAUUUUUUUGUAAUUUUGUGGAAGGGCAGAACUUUGGAGUGGUAAUAUUUAAUUAAUGAAAAAAGUUGCAUUUUAAGAUAAAGAGAGAUCAGCUGUUGUAAGUAAUGUCUUAAUGUAAGUUAUUAAAAUCGUUACACAAA
Pygocentrus nattereri (red-bellied piranha) is the source of this 2607-nucleotide messenger RNA. RefSeq names its product ferric-chelate reductase 1b (gene frrs1b). The record is from RefSeq and is a predicted model, not a curated record. The transcript has 16 exons. NCBI's taxonomy places the organism in Eukaryota, Metazoa, Chordata, Actinopteri, Characiformes, Serrasalmidae. Gene Ontology annotation, molecular function: oxidoreductase activity, acting on metal ions. Bases 100 to 1947 code for a protein of 615 amino acids.